Gambusia affinis (western mosquitofish) is the source of this 5170-nucleotide messenger RNA. RefSeq names its product proline rich 18 (gene prr18). The record is from RefSeq and is a predicted model, not a curated record. Bases 310 to 1065 code for a protein of 251 amino acids. The transcript has a single exon. NCBI's taxonomy places the organism in Eukaryota, Metazoa, Chordata, Actinopteri, Cyprinodontiformes, Poeciliidae.
GAGGUUGAUGUGAUUCAUUGUUUUAGGGAAGGCCCUAAAAAAACUUAAAUGACGUAAUUAGGUUUUCCGUUUCUUUGUUUGGCUCGCCUCUUGGCCACGCCCUCCUCCACCAGAUCCACAAUAAAAGAGCCAGGAUGUGUGUGUGUGUCUUUGUGUGUGUGUGUUACUCGAGCCUGUGUGGACAACAGGUGCACCACCGCUCCGGUGAUAAUGCCUACAGAGCGCCUGUAUUCGCUCUGCGCUGGGCUUUUCAGGAUACACUCGCUGCUUUUUAUGUCUUGAUUUUCUUCAUUAUUUCUGACCGUAAAGAUGCCUUUUCCUCCGAUCAGCCUCCAACAGCGGAUCUCCUCUCCUGGCAGGGAACUAUUUGGGAAAAAGAAGGGCAACGCAGACCACUCUCAGGCUGCACAAGCCGGCAAAUCUGGAUCCGAAAAGGGAAAACAGCCCAGUUCCUGGGCAUCAGCAAACCUGCGGAAUCUGGGGCGAAGAUCGCAGCCGGAGAAGAAUAAAAGCCAAGCUCAGAAGCCCAGUUCAGGGCAAGAGACUCAGGGAAAGUCCUCCUGGCUGUCGGUGCCCAAACCGCAGGAGCCAUCCUUGGGAAUAAGGCGCUCCAGCUCAAUGGACUCCGCCAGACAUCUCAGUGGGAAAGAGGAAACAAAGAAGGAGAUCCAGUUCUCGCUCAGCCUCACUCCUGAAGCCAUUCUAGUUAUUAAAAAGCGGAACCUGGAGAAGCAGAUGAUGGCCAAGCAGCAGAAGUGCUGCGCCUCCGCGGACUUUCGGCACCGGCGAGUUUUUCCGUCCAAAAAGGCGCACGGAGCGUCCAAGUGCUGCGCUCCGGGCGGCAAGACGGACAGCGCGGAACAGCAGGACAUUACCGCCAUUGUUAAAAUAUCUCUGCUGAACGAUCAAUACAAGUACGAUGAUGUGGAGUACGAGGAUGAGGACGGGGAUGUGGAUGAGACCGUUGUGAGGAAAUGCAAAGAGUGGCUGAAAGGAGUGGAAAAUGCAGCUGCUUUGGUGAAAGCAGACAAACUUUCAGCACUUCCGCACCUCAAAGGCUGCUGACACCUGACUUCAAAUCUUUAUCAUUAUUAUUAAGUUGGAAGAAAGGCAUGACGGACUAAUUCGUUUUAUUUACAAGACUUCAGACAAGUGAAGGAGAUCUACUCUAAGAGGAUGUCAGGAUUUAAAAAGAUGUCACUAAGUUUAAAAUGCCACAAAGGGCAGAUUACUUUUAGAUAAGAAACAUUCAAUAAUACAGUUCAGGUUUAGAAGAGUCACGUUCUUUCACGUUUUUUUUUUCUUUUUAAAUCGUCUUGGUUCAAGUUCAGAUGCCAUUUUGCUCUCACUUUCUUCUCAGUUUCUCUUUGCACACGGAUUUAUUUCCAGUGGGCGUCUGUGGAUUGGCUGAGGUCAGCGGAGGCAGCCAAAGCGCUCUUCUCCUUUUGUUGGAGAACAAUAAACUGCUGGAGAACAUCAGCGACUCAAGCACAGACUGACUGAAACCCAGCGCGGAUUCUUUGGUUUUUAUCUUCUGCUAAUUGGGUUCACUUGAUCAAUCAGUGAUGUGGUGAAUUCAGGAAAAAUGGGACAGGAAAAAAUGUAUGAUCUGAGCAUCAAAACGAAACUCCUUUUAGUCGGUCAAAUAUAUUUUCUAAAUUAGUACCUUUUUGUCCCAUUUUACCAAAUGACAUGGUAAAUUGAGACGUUCUAAACGAAAUAUAGCCUAUCACUGUUGUCAGCACAUAAGAUCUGAUAUACAGAUUUAAAUUUACACAUUUUUGAACGCAGUAAAAGUUUAUUAUGUGGGUUGUCGUGGUAGGUAGAGAAAAGAAAGAGCAAGGAAGACUGGAUCAUAUUUUCAAAUGAAUUUAUUUAUUUAACAGAAUUUACAUUUAUCUAAAGUUAUGAGAAAAGAGUCAAGCUGUUGGUAAUUAUAUCAGCGCUUCACAGAGCUUGUAAAACUUUGACCAUUUUAGUGACAGAUCAACGCAAAUAUGGUUUACUAUUUUUAUUUAACAAACUGGUGAGCAUUCAUAAUAAGUAUCACAGUUACAGUUAAAUUGUGCCAAUUUGCUAAACGUGUCAAAUAUAAUUUUGUCUCAGUUAUGAUAAAAGCAGAGAGCCAUGCUUUCAUAAAAUAACAUACUUAACUUUUCUCACAAACUGAAGAACUCAAAGCUAUAAAACACAUUAUAGGUUAAUUGUUAAAUUUGAUUACAAAGAAAAAAAGUGCCCCAAUUUACCUGAAUUCACCCUUAUCACAAAAUAUUGAUACGGUCAAAUAUUUUAUCAGCUGAAAUUUUGUAUUAAUUUUGAAGUAAAAAAAAAAAAGUUCUUAUACAAACUGGCCAUAUUAAAUUGCUUAGAUUUAUUAGUUUCUUCUUGUGUAUUGUUCUCUUGCUGAUUUGUGGUCUUUAGGUCUGUUCUUGUCGCUGUUUCCCAGACAGCAUUUUCAUAAAGGCUCUUUGUUUCUGCCGUGCAGCUACCUAGAGCCAUUUGGGCAUUAGCGUUUUAAGCUUCUUAGAUUUCCUGUUAAGCAGGGUUGACCAAUGAGUGCUGCAUGCGUUCCCAGGUGCACCAUUCCUGCAGGAAAUUACCUCCAAAAUAUGUCGAUACAUCAAACUAAACAUGCCACUAAUGUUUGUACAAGAAUGACACUUUAUUAUUUCCUGUAUCUCUUUUUUUAGAGUUAGGUAUUUUGCAGCCUUGAUGUUCUCCAUUGUUUUCUGCAAUAACUUUGUUUUUACCCUGGAAGUGUUUACUCAGGGAAAAACAGCUGAUCAGGAAAUGAAAUACAGUCAAUGUCACAGUGGAAGAGAAAUAAAGUUAUAGAAGGACCUUUGCGCUUCUGUAUUGAUUGAUUUCACCUUAUCCUGUGUGUUUGUGCAUAUUAGAUCACCAAACAAUAAUUACAUUCAACUGGAAGUUCAUUCGGGCACUUUCUGUAACUGGGUAACAAGGUGUUUCUGUCAUCUGUGGUUUGUUUGAAACAAUCAGAAUGAAUGAGUUACAUUGUUGUGUUGUAAAUGCUUCCAUAAAAUCUGGAUUUUUAUUCAGAAUCUUGAGAUUUUAUCGAUUAAUUUGAGCUCUUCUCGACUGGGAGAUGGACAGAAAACAAAUGACAGACUGCAGCUUGAUCAAGUGUUUCCACAGGAGCUCAAAAUUUGCUCAAUUAUAAGUGCACACCUGACUAAUAUUUGACCAAAUAUCUGUAGGAAAUUUGUAGGAAAACUUUUGGUAACCACUAAUAAGCUUCUGGCUUAAAUUCUUUGAACUGACUAGUUGUUUAUAUGAUGUAAAGUUGAAUAAUUUAGAAAUAGUGGCUCUUUCUUAAUCCACCUACUUUGUGCAACGCACCAACAGUACAAGAAGCUAAUCGACUGAUAUCAUAAUGCUUCCUCUAUCAUGCUUGCUAGUUGGUAAACUCUCACCUUGGCUCCUUGAGAAAGUUAUCUUAUCAACAAGAUGAAUCUUUAUCUCUUCUGGUUAUGAAAUAUUUUCUGUUGAAGUGCACUGAGUUUGUCCCAUUUGAGAGCAGAUGCUUGAAGGUGAUUGUUUUAGUGGCGAUUUUCCUUUCUCAGUCUUCACACUCAAUGUUUUCAACAUCGACCAACGCCUCGGUGGCUCCUGGGUUGAUCUUGAACAUCCUUACUACUUUGAUUUCAUCUGACCUGGACAAUUUGGGUCAGCCGCUUGAAACUUGGAUUGCCAAAAAAAAAACCAUCAUGACUAGAAUGGGGUGUCAAACUCUGUCAUUUUGGGCCCUAUCCAAAAUCUGAAUGUUCUUAAAGGACCAGAAUGUAUUAAUAAAACCCAUUAAACUAUUGAAAAUUCAAUAAUAUUGACCAUUUUUUCACUCUGGUCAAUCCAUCCAGGGUUUUGUUAUUGAUAAUUACCAAAGUUGUAUGAAAAACAUUCACAUUAAUCCUCAGGUAACAUUUGCCUAGUUGAUUUCUUUGAAUAUAAAAAAAAUGGCAGUAGCAUCAACAUGGUUUUUACUCAAGGAUGAAAUCUGAUUGCAUUUUUCCAUGAGAUUUCAGUCGAUUCCCUGUAUUUUAGAUGCAUAGAAACGACCUGCUGGUUUUGGAAACAAACUCUGCUCAUUGGCAACUGGAAUUUUCUGUUCUUCACCAACAGUUUUGGAAAGCAGUACUGUAAAUAUUCAGACAUUGCCACAAAGUUUGUCACAAUGUGGUCCAGUGUAAUACUUCACUUUCUGUCUCAUGCAUGUCCACACAGUAAACACCUUGUUACAAUCAAAGCAACUUGCAGGACAGAUGCUCCACAUGGGUUCAGACUCGGAUCAUAUCAGGACCGAACCAGUCUGUACGAGGGCCUGUUUGGUCCUCAGUGGCUCCUGUACAGAUAUCAUCAUCUGGCUUGUUGACCAAAAGUUAUGUAAUCUCCUUGUCUAUUGUGUCUUUUCAAUUGCAGCCUUGUCUGUUGGACUGAUUUAAGCCUGAAGCCAAGCUAUUCAUGACUCUGUUUCUCUAUGGGCGGCUUUACUAUCUCAGCAGCAAGGAGCAAGCAACAAUCUGUUCAUUUUCUUACUUUUACAGUUGUUUUCAUCAUUUUCUUGUGCUUUUAUUGCUACUUUUUGUCUGCAAUUCAAAUCCUUUUUUGGAUAACAAAUGAAAAGGAAAUCGCUGUAAUCCUCCUCAGCCCUAAGAUCACUUUCUAGGUCAGUGACGAAGCACAGCAACAUUAUCUGGAGCUGAUUUAUAGUGUCAGAGAGAAGAACAGAUGGGUCCUGCCUCCGCCUCAUCGUUAACACUUUGCAGCACUAAGAAGAGAACUGCCAGUCCUUCUUGCCCUAGAAGUGAUAGUAUUUCUGUUUGUGGCAACUGAACUGUUAAACCAGCGGCACCUUUAUGAGAAAGGAAAGAAAUGAAUGUUUUCUGCAGGGACCUGGCCCAAAAAGCUCUGUAAUGUUCCGUGACAGAGAAAUUUCUCAAGGACAGAGCGGCAUGAGAGAGCAGAGUCUUCCAAUAGAAAUCAGAACCAUGACUCGUCUUCAUUUAUGGAUCAUUAAAAGAAGAAUUAACCUGUUUCAUACAACUUUUAUCUAUAUUAGCUUUUUACAGCGCUGUAAAAGUGUUCACAUUUAAUCAUGCUAGAUUCACAAGUUUCCAUGUACUUUACUGGGAUUUUCAGUAACAAUAAAAAU